AUGGGUAGGUGUGGAAGGAGCAGCGACGGAGGGAUUGGUGGAGUUAGACCGUACGUACGGUCUCCGGUGCCUCGCCUGCGAUGGACUCCGGAGCUUCACCGGAGCUUCGUUCACGCCGUUGAGAUACUCGGUGGUCAAUACAAAGCGACUCCAAAACUUGUUCUUAAGAUAAUGGAUGUGAAGGGAUUAACCAUUUCUCACGUCAAGAGCCAUCUCCAGAUGUAUAGGGGAUCCAGACUGACUCUUCUUGGGAAACCGGAAGAGAGUUCUUCAUCAUCUUCGAGAAGAAGAAGAAGACAAGACAAUGAAGAAGAUCAUCUUCAUGACAAGUUGUCUGUACACGCAAGGAAUGAUUGUCUUUUGGGUUUUCACUCUUUUAACUUUAGAGAUCAGACUUCAGCAACCGAUAAUGAUGACGAGGACUUUCUUAACAUCAUGAACAUGGAGAGAACGAAGACAUUUGCAGGCUAUGGCGAGUCCAUCAAAUUUCAGUCUCAUCACUUUCUCGAGGCUCGGAACACGACGAACAAUUGGAAAAACACAUGGCGAGAACACGAAGAAGAAGAGUUAUCACUGUCUCUUUCUUUGAAUCAUCAGAACCAUCAACAACGUUGGAGAAGCAAUGCAUCAUCGUCACUUACUGAAAACAGCGAAGCAGUCUCAUCUUCUACGGCUCCAUUCAUCUUCAGAGAUUGUUUUGCUUCUUCUUCCAAGAUUGAUCUUAAUCUUAAUCUCUCCUUUUCUCUACUCCGUAGCUGA
Microthlaspi erraticum is the source of this 759-nucleotide messenger RNA. Lineage: Eukaryota; Viridiplantae; Streptophyta; Magnoliopsida; Brassicales; Brassicaceae. The record is from the annotation of a GenBank genome assembly.